AUGGCUAGUACAUGCUUUUUUGCGGGACCAUGGAUAGAGCAGGCGGUCGAUGGGUGGAGCAACUGGAUGUACCGGACAGUGGCGCUUCUCAGCUUAGCGUCACAUCUUAUCCUUGUCGUCUUCGCCGACAUCCGCCGGCGCAAAAGCAGAAGUUUGAGGAGAGGGUUGGUGUGGGUGGCAUACCAGCUGACCGACUGGGCCCCAGCAUAUAUCAUGGGCAACCUGUACAUCGAAACCUCGCCGCGCAAGAAGAUGAUCUUCGCCUUCUGGGUGCCGUUCCUCUUGCUACACAACGCUCGCCCUGAUAACAUCAGCGCCUACAGCAUGGGGGACAGUGGGCUCUCGGCGCGCCUAACGAUAGUUGUUCCCUUUCAAACCUUGGGAUCCAUCUACCUUAUGUGCAGGUAUAUACUUGCGGACUAUAGUACCGGAUUGUUGCGCUGGGCCUCCUGCAUCAUGUUGUUCUUGGGCAUUUUCAAGUAUAUAGAGAGUGGGGUGGCGCUAUGGCGAGCCGACUUGGGCUACAUCUGGAGGUCAUUCAAGCAGCAGCGACAGCGGCAGCACCCAAGUAGCUUUGGUGAUGAUUAUGGUGGAGGCAGGGAGCAGGUGCUAGAAGAUGAGAAAGCCCUGCUGGUUGCUCACGACCUGUUCGAUAUUUGCAAGGGUGCCUUUUCCGAUUAUCCGGUGGACCUGCGUCAUCAUAAAACCGGCAUAAGCAUGUUCUCUGGUAGAUGGGAGAGUAUGUGCAAGGUGGUGGAGAUGGAACUCUCCCUUAUGUAUGACAUCCUCUACACCAAGGCAGCCGUAGUCCACACCUGGCGUCUGGCCUCGCCAUUCCUUACCGCCAUCGCGCUCCUGCUGUUUGGCCUCCAGUGCAAAGAGGGCUUGAAGAACUCCUUGAAGACGGAAGAUACAGUUAUCAGUUAUGUAUUGUUGGUGACGACCUUCCUCCUUGACGUGAGAUGCUUGCUCAUUGCACUAACGUCAGCCUGGACACAUUCAUACUUCAAACAUAUGCAAAACAAUUGGUUGAAGCAUGAAUUUUGGUGCCUGGAGAGAUGGGAGAAUCUCCGCCGGUUUGUCGUGCCUCUGGGUCUUUCCCGGCUCUCCAUGUGGUUGGGGACAUGUGAAUGUGCAAAGGAACCGAAAAGCUACAGGAGGUGGCAGGGCAAGUUCCAGGGGCGCAACAUGUUGUCUGAGUGCACUCGUGGCUGGGACACCCUAUACAGCAGAUUUGGACUGCUGAAGAAGAUUGGAUGGGAAGAUCAGCCGAGCGGCCUUAGGAGUCCAGACUAUGUCAGGGAGCUGAAGUUAAAACACGUAUGCACACAGUUCUUUGCUCCUGCAGUGCAGUUUGUCGACAAUAUGGAAGAUGAUCCUCCUGGGCUGCCUGACCCCAGUCAGAAGGACCCUGUCGGUAUGAGACUCACUCCUGUUGAUCUGGAACAAAAUGUGCAAGCUGCACAGUCAAUGCCCAUUCCCUCCGAGCAAGUUGAUCACUGGAGCCUUGGUCACGCCAAUUUCAUGUACGGUCAAGCCCUGCCUGAACUGUAUGAGCAACAGACUGAUCACCGGAGGUAUGAUCGAGCCCUUCCUGAAGCUUAUGAGCGAGUUUAUCCACGGAGGCAUGCCCACACCGGUUCCAACUAUGAUGGGGCACGGCCUGACAUGGACGAGAAAGCUGCUCGCACUAUUGACCAGUCAGACGAAGACAUGUCCUUUCCUCCUGAAUUUCAAGAGGUUAUUCUUAUCUGGCACAUUGCCACAGACAUCUUCCUCUUGUGCAGCCCGAAGAUCAUCGGAGGAGUGCUCGAGGAACAUGUGAAGGGGAUCAAGGAGUUGUCAGAUUACAUGAUGUUCCUCGCCACUGCAAACCACAACAUGCUACCAGGCCGUAAGUUCCACACCAUGUACAAAACAACCCUCAGUUUGCUUAAGAUGCUGGCCAGGGAAUCUAGUUCCAGUGGUUAUACAGGGAAAGAGAAGCUUUCCAUGUGGGAUGCUGGACCACAAGGAUCAUCUUAG
Messenger RNA from Triticum dicoccoides, 2025 nucleotides. RefSeq lists its product as uncharacterized. The record is from RefSeq and is a predicted model, not a curated record. Bases 1 to 2025 code for a protein of 674 amino acids. NCBI's taxonomy places the organism in Eukaryota, Viridiplantae, Streptophyta, Magnoliopsida, Poales, Poaceae. The transcript has a single exon.